UUCAGACGUACGCUGCGUCCACAGACUGACAGUGUUCGAAACGAUUGCGUUGUUGAUUGUGGUGUUUUUUGUUGUGACUUUUGUGAAACUGUUUGUAAAAAAUUAUUAACUGUUAAUUAUUUUGUGAUUAAGGUUGAUUACAACUUAUUUAAAAAAGUGUACAGAUUCUAAUAGAAUGAUGACCCCGCCUGUGCUGUCGGUAUACACUGGCGGGGCAGCAGUGAGGGAUGAUUGGUGAAAAUGAAAAGUCAGGUCUCAUGAAAAAGAAAAAUUAUAUUCAACAUGGGCACAGAUUAUACUAUAUUCAAUCAUAUGGCAAAAUAUGAUUUUACAGCACCUAUUGAUGUGGAAUAUUUUGAAGAAAAUGAUGAGGGAAUACAAAAUACAAACAAAACUUAUGAUGGUGAUGUAAUAUUUGUUAGCGAGUUAAAGACUAAUGAAAGUGAAAACCAUGGGAAUAAUACAAAUGCAUUACAGACUAAUAAUACAAGAGAACCUAAUAAAAAUAUUAAUUGUGAUACAACAAACGAAAUUAAUUCUGAAAAAGAUGUUCCACAGUGCAACUUAGUUGUUACUGAUAAGACUUCGGUACCUACAAUACAAGAUACGGAACAUGUACAAAUGACUAAUAGCUUUUUAUCCAAUCCAAUAGACAGUAUGGGGACUAAAACUACUGACCCAUUAAAUAUAGUUUCUGAAUGUUUAUUAUUUAUUACGGAUAGUUACGGUAGUCAUUUGAAAAUAAGAUAUGAUAAACAAAGUACACCAUCUAUGAUUGAGCAAUCAAUGAAUCAUUAUUUACGAAUUAAAAACCAUUUUUUCAAAAUUUGCUAUGACAUAGUCAUUACUAAAAUUGUACCACAAGAAAAUAAUUACGCUUUUAUACAAACUUUCUUAAAUAAAACACUUCCAUCCACCAUUAGCAAAAACGAUAAUUAUAAAACUUUAUACUUGAAAGCUAUCUUUCGGGAAAUGAUAUAUUGGGCAAAAUACAGAAAAUACUUAAUUGAUUCGUACCGUAAAAAUAAUCCAUCUGUAUUAGUACAACAAUUAAAUAGUCCACCAAUGACGGCAAAUUUUAGAAGUCCAAGUACAAUUCAACCUCAGCAAACAAAUACUACUGGACCAAAUUUACGUUCAUCCUGCAUAUUUACAUCUGGGCCACCUGGAAGAGAAGUCAGUAUUAAUGUUAUACAAGGGACAUUCUCAAAUAAAAAUGCACAAUUGGUUCCAACCAACACUUUAUCUACAAACAAUGGAACAAAUACAGACUAUCAAUCUCAAUAUACAUUAAACAAUUUUCGUACUUCAAAUAGGCUAGAACACACAGAAGGUAUGGCCUCCGGUAACUAUCAAAGUAAUAGCCAUGUUAAUACCACAAACACGUUAAUUCGUGGAGCUCCACCUGAUUAUUACAGUGCUAUAAAUCGGAAUAAUCGACGUAAUAUGUAUUUGAACGUUGGUACCAUAAUGGAAAAAAAUAUUUAUAAUGACAGAGGUAUUAUAAGACGUCACGAUAGAUUUAACGAAACUCCUCAAAAGUCACCAGACUGUAACAAUAGCAGUUUUGUUGUCCAAUAUCCAGCAAAAAGAGCCCGACAUUCUUCACUGUACAGCGAUGUAAGACCCAUUAAUAUGGAUAAUGUACUAGAAAAUAAUGCGAGACUACGUAACGUACAAACUGCUCCUCCAAGAUAUGAAAUGAAUUUUCAAUAUACUCAAACACAAAAUAGUAACAGCAUUAAUGGCAUUCAAUACGAAUAUCAGCAUAAUGUUAGUUCCAAUUCUGCUGGAGUUGUGAAUAAUGAAAUAAGUAAAUCGAAUUGCAACACCACCGAAAGUAGAGUGAAUACUCUGCUCAAUCUAGAAGAACAAACAGAAAAUUUAUACGUUGACAAAGAAAAAUGUUGCGUCUGUAAAUCGUUAACAAAAACAAAGUGUUCCAUCUGCUACAAUGUAUAUUAUUGCAGUCUAGACUGUCAGGUAAUCAUGACAGGAGGUCAUUAUGACAAACCAGUAAUGCAGGUGUUAGGAAGUAAAAAAAUACAAGGCAGUGGUGCUAAUGAAAGAUUCAGAUUACUGGUAUCUGAUGGUAAACACUCCCACAGCUUUGCAAUGCUCGCAACACAAUUAAAUGAUAAACUGAUUACAGGAGAACUCUCAGACUAUUCUGUUGUACAAAUAGAUCGAUUUGUUACAUCAUUACUAAAAGACACUGGCAAAGGAGAAAAGAGAGUAAUGAUAAUAUUAGAUGUUACAAUUAUUGCUCCUGGUGGGGAAGUGGGUAGGAAACUUGGUAGUCCACAGACUUUGAGCGAAUCAUCAACACCAUCAGCCAUAUCUAAACCAGCCAUGCAACCAGUACCAAAACAAAGUCCAAUAAAGCCACAAAUGAUGCAGCGCGCCACACCAGCACCAGGUCUUGAUUCCAGUCUCCUCUCCAGUCAAAUGACGCAUCCCAUUGCAAGUCUCAGCCCUUAUCAAAAUAAGUGGGUAAUAAAAGCACGCGUCAUGAACAAAUCAGCUAUACGAACCUGGAGCAAUGCCAGAGGGGAGGGAAAAUUGUUCAGCAUGGACCUAUGUGAUGAAAGUGGCGAAAUCAGAGCAACCGCCUUCAAAAAUGAAUGCGACAAAUUCUAUGAUAUGAUACAGGUAGAUAAAGUAUACUACAUAAGUCGUUGCACGCUGAAAACGGCCAACAAGCAAUUCACCAGCCUAAAGAAUGACUAUGAGAUGUCAUUCACCAAUGAUACAGUGGUUGUAGAGUGUCAGGAAGAUAGUGGCUCAGUGCCCACCAUUAAAUACGAUUUUGUGCCAAUUAAUGAAAUUGCUACUAAAAAUCCAGACACUUUACUUGAUGUAAUAGGAGUAUGCAAAUCAGCAGCUGAUGUUCAAGAACUAACUGCUAGAAGUACAGGGAAGCUGCUAAAAAAACGCGAAGUCACCCUCGUCGACUCUUCUGGAGGUGCAAUUAUUCUAACACUAUGGGGAAAUGAUGCCGAAAAAUUUGAUGGAAGUAGCAACCCUGUUGUUUCUGCAAAGGGCGCCCGACUGACAGAAUUCAAUGGCAGUAAAUCUCUGUCGUGUUUAUCGAGUACAAUGCUACGCCUCAACCCCGACCUGCCUGAAGCUCACAAAUUACGAGGAUGGUAUGAUAAUGGUGGAGCCAACAUGGAGGUCGUUAACAUAUCUGCUAGGUCGGGAGUAUACAGCGGCGGUAGCAACGAAUGGUUAACAUUCUCAGAAGCGGAGGCCCGUCAACUCGGCUCUGGUGAUAAAGGCGACUUUUACAACUUACUCGGCGUCCUCACAUUCACAUUCUCAGAAAACGCUCUGUAUAAAGCGUGUCCGCAAGAACAGUGUAACAAAAAAGUUGUGGACCAAGACAAUGGCUCCUACAGAUGUGAAAAAUGUAAUCGAGAGUACCCGAAUUUUAAGCAUAGACUACUGUUAGGCGCAAACGUAUCAGACCCGACUGGUGACCAGCGCAUAACAGCGUUCAACGAAACCGCAGAAUCGAUGCUCGGCAAGUCCGCCGCCGAGGUUGGCCAGAUGUUCGACUACGACAAGAACGCAUAUAACCAAAUGUUCGAGGAUGUCAAAUUCAAGACAUUCAUAUUCAAGUUCCGAACUAAAAUGGAAACUUACAAUGAUGAAGCUCGUCUUAAAACUACUGUAAUGAGCGCGCAGCCUAUUGAUUAUAAAGAAGCCAACUCGAGACUAAUCAAAAGCAUCAAGUCUAUAACAGGAGUGGAAGUGUAAAAUUUUUUAUUUUGUACAUUUUUGGAAUAUACAAAAAAUGUUGUCUUAUUCGAAACCUCAUACUUAAACAUUGAAACUUUUCACGUUCAAAAUAGUUGUUUCUGAGAACAUAUUUGAAUUUAAAAGUCAAAUGUCGAUUGAAUAAAAUUAAGCGAUUAUGUAUGCGAUUUGUUGAUUUUGAUCUUUUUUUUUUUUAUAAAUUAUAAAUGUGAAUUAUACUAUUACAUCACAAUAUUCAUACGCGCCAAACACGCUUUGUUUGUCAUGACGUAUCCAAAUGUAACAUUCAGGUAUCAACUUAAAUGUUACAUCUGAAGAACCAUUUCUCUAAUCCUUUCUCUAAAAUUGAUAUCACUACGAAAUUUUUAUUGUAAGGAUCAAUAUAAACUAAUUUACUCAUAGAUUCAAGACAAAAAUAUUAUAAUUGUAGUUUAUGAUGGUCCAUAAAGCAGUUUCAAUAAAUAAUUAAAUUAAAAUAUUAAAUUAAGAAAUAGGUUUAAAGAAAUGGCGCUUCAGAAUCAGCUCUAUUACCCAUCACAAAUAGUUAUAACAACGGUUGGCAAUUAAUAUAAAACAUUUUAAAAACCAUGUAUUAUACAACAAUUGUAAUUGUGCAACGUAAUUAUUAAUAAAAAUAAAAUGAAUAAUUGUUUCACUAAUUUAACUGCCUGGAUUUACCAGAUUAA
This is a messenger RNA of Galleria mellonella (greater wax moth), 4448 nucleotides long. RefSeq names its product replication protein A 70 kDa DNA-binding subunit (gene RpA-70). The coding region runs from base 283 to 3762 and encodes 1159 amino acids. Gene Ontology annotation, molecular function: damaged DNA binding; single-stranded telomeric DNA binding. The record is from RefSeq and is a predicted model, not a curated record. The transcript is spliced from 15 exons. Gene Ontology annotation, cellular component: DNA replication factor A complex; nucleus. Gene Ontology annotation, biological process: meiotic cell cycle; telomere maintenance via telomerase; nucleotide-excision repair. NCBI's taxonomy places the organism in Eukaryota, Metazoa, Arthropoda, Insecta, Lepidoptera, Pyralidae.